Melozone crissalis (California towhee) is the source of this 1641-nucleotide messenger RNA. It is a transcript of the gene INAVA, whose product is annotated as innate immunity activator. The transcript has 10 exons. Bases 1 to 1641 code for a protein of 546 amino acids. The record is from RefSeq and is a predicted model, not a curated record. Gene Ontology annotation, biological process: positive regulation of protein ubiquitination; adherens junction maintenance. NCBI's taxonomy places the organism in Eukaryota, Metazoa, Chordata, Aves, Passeriformes, Passerellidae.
AUGGGUGCAGCCCGGUUCGGGGCGUGGGGACGAGCUGUGUCCCCGCUGUUGCCCGCAGGCUCUCGGCGCGGCAUGGGGGAGGCCAGUGACAUGGACAGCGGGAUCGUGCUGCACUCGGACCCUGACAGCCCAGUGUCCCCCCCGAAGGAGCGGGUGCUGGUGGGGCAGCGGCAGCAGCAGGCACUGGAGGCCCAGCUGGAUGGCUGCAUCCAGGAGCUGCGACAGCUGUGCCUGCGUGAGGCGGAGCUGACGGGGACCCUGCCCUGUGAGUACCCCCUGAAAGCUGGCGAGAAGCCCCCCAAGGUCCGUCGCAGGAUCGGGGCUGCCUUCAAGCUGGAUGAGAUCGCCGUUCUGCGUGGGGACCCUCUGGAACGGGAACGGGCGCUGCAGCUGCAGAUUGCCGAGGCCGCCCGCCGGCUCUGCUGCGAGGAGAACAUCGGCCGGCAGGUGCGGAAGAGGCGGCAGACGGCAGCACUCCGGGAGGAGCAGAAGCUGCGGGAUCUGGAGCAGGUUCUGAGCCAGCGGCGGCGCUCAGCAGAGCCGGCCUGGCCGGUACCGCUGCCGUCCUGGAGCGUGUUGGGACAGGUGCUCAGUGCCUCCAACGAGAACUCCAUGUUGCACACUGGCCUGCUGAAGGAGGAGGACACACGGCCACCAGGACCUGCCACUCCACAGAGGUCCCCAUCUCCCAAGGACCCCACCAAGGAGGAGGAGGAGGAGUCAGGGCCUGUGGUACCCGCCCCCAUUCCCUGGCAGGAGACCAGCCUGGACAGACCCUACGAGAGGACCAAAAAUCCCAGCGUCGACCCUGAGGAUGGGGAAACCCAGAGCUCCCAAUGCUGUCUUGGGUCCCUGAUGGCUGCCCCUGCCAGUUCCUUGGCCCCCAGCAGCCCUGACUCUGCAAGCCCCUCAGUGUCCAGGACAGGGGACCCUUCCUACCAGUUUGUCCCCAUCCGGACCGUGGUGCUGUGCCGGCAGGCAGGUUCCAGUGCUCCCAGCACCCCUGAGCCAUCAGGACGGCAGGGACAGACCCAAUCUCUGAGGGUGGACCCAUGCUGGCAGCCAGCUGAGCCCCGGGGCCGCAGUGCCACACCCCGUCGGCGCCCCACCUACUACACAGUCACUGUGCCCACCUCGUGCCUCCUGAGCCCCGGCCCUGCGUGCCGCUCUGGCUCUGAUGACAGCAUCUCCGACCUCUCCAGCAUCUCCCACGCCACCUCCCCGGGCAGCAGCAGCCCUGACAUGUCCUUUGCGGUUCCGCUGCCCCUUGCCGAGCCUGGUUAUUACCCACGGGGUGCCCUCCAGCUCCUGCCACCUGCUGGCCCCCUGACUUUCCUGUACGAGCAGGAUCUGGCCCCGCUACGGUACCAGCGCCUGGUGCCCUCCCGAAGCCGCAUCGUGCGUACGCCCUCGCUCAAAGACUACGCACCCACCGGGGCCCAAGGGCUCUCCAAGGCCGCCGUCACCGAGGAGCUCAAGUCAUGGCACCAGCGUGCCCGGCUGAGGAGUGCCCGGCCCCACUCCCUCGACCGGCAAGGGGCUUUCCAGAGACCCCAUGGAUGUGUGCUGCGGCGCUCGGCAGCCGGCGUGCCCGUGCAGGUCUACAUACCCGAGAAUGGCGAGAUUGUCACCCAAGUGUGA